CUUAGGGAUUUUUUUUUUGUCUUGCAGCCCUGGAAGAAAGAGGGAUUUUUCACCAGUGCUUUGGAGCCAGUACUUUGAAUCUAUGGAGGAUGUUGUGGUGGAAAAUGAGACUGGCAAGGAUACUUUUCGAAUUUACAAAAGUGGGUUAGAGGGGCCUGUCCUGCUGCUGCUACACGGUGGAGGCCACUCUGCCCUGUCCUGGGCUGUGUUUACUUCUGCAAUCAUUAACAGGAUCCAGUGUAGGAUCGUGGCUUUGGAUCUCCGAGGCCAUGGAGAAACAAAAGUUAGGAAUCCUGAGGAUCUGUCUGCAGAGACUAUGUCCAAAGACGUUGGGAAUGUGGUGGAAGCUCUGUAUGGGGACCUUCCCCCCCCCAUCAUGCUGAUUGGGCACAGCAUGGGGGGGGCCAUCGCGGUGCACACCGCGGUCGCAAACCUGGUGCCGAGUCUGCUGGGGCUGUGCAUGAUCGAUGUCGUGGAAGGAACAGCCAUGGAUGCAUUGAACAGCAUGCAGAACUUCCUGAGAAGUCGCCCCAAAACAUUCAAGUCACUUGAAAAUGCCAUCGAGUGGAGUGUAAAAAGUGGACAAAUAAGAAAUCUCGAAUCUGCCAGAGUUUCUAUGGUCGGUCAAGUCAAACAAUGUGAAGGGGCUGCCAGUCCUGAAUGUCCUAAAGCCAUAGUGGAGGGAAUUAUUGAAGAGGAGGAGGAGGAGGAGGAAGAGGAUGAGGAAGGGGGAGGCUCUGUCAACAAAAGGAAGAAAGAAGAUGACACAGAGACAAAGAAGGAACAUUUAUACACGUGGCGGAUUGAACUGGCUAAAACAGAAAAGUACUGGGAUGGCUGGUUCAGGGGUUUAUCCAACCUCUUCCUGAGCUGUCCCACUCCAAAGCUUUUGCUUUUAGCUGGUGUUGACAGGCUGGAUAAAGAUCUGACCAUUGGGCAGAUGCAAGGGAAGUUCCAGAUGCAGGUCCUCCCACAGUGUGGCCAUGCAGUCCAUGAAGAUGCUCCAGACAAGGUUGCUGAAGCUGUUGCAACAUUUCUGAUCCGUCACAGGUUUACAGAGCCCAUUGGAGGAUUCCAGUGUGUGUUUCCUGCUUGUUAAUAUCCUGGUGUUCUCCAGCACUGAUUCCUGUUGUAAAUAAACUGCACCAGAGGCCACUGUGAUGUAUCCAUAUGCUCUCAUCUCCCAGUCCAGCAGCAGUGGGAAGUUGGUGUGAGAUUCAUCCCCUAGAACUAGUUCUCCAGUCUAAAUUCUUAGGGACUUCCUUGCUGGGAAGCAGCUUCUACUGAAGACCAUGAAAAGCUCUUUAUACCCUUGGGAGUGGGAUCCUCCUCUCUGCUGCCACAAGGAAAGACCUCCUGGAAUCCCAAGUAGUCGAUCAGACCAAUCUCCAUCAAUUUUCAGGCUUUCUUGGACCCAACUGCAGAAGGGCCAUGGACAGUCCAGAUCCACCAAAGGCAUUGCAGCACAGCCAAAGCUUCGGGAUUUUUCUGUGGAGUCAUCUUGGAAAUGCCCCUUAGAUUUGGGUUUUAUAUAUACACAUUUUCUUUCCCCUAAAGCAGAUGAGGAAUUGACUUUGUUGAGAGCUCAGGUUUCAUCUCACCAACACCAGCUUUAGGGGUUAAGGUGUGAGAAGAGCCUAGAGGACACUUUCCUGGGAAAAGUUGAAUGAGAUUGUAACUCAAACAGGUGAGGAGGAGCCGUGAGCUCCGUUUCAGUCCUGCAGUUUUCUUAGUACUUGUUUCAAGUCCUUUCUGGGAAGAAUAGCCUGGAUAACUCCAUCUACUGCAGACACAUCCCAAGAAGGGGACUCUGGGCCUGCGCUAAUGGGGAAGACCCAGGAGCAGCAGGAACAACAUGGCCAACAGGCUGUUUCCUGCCCCUGGCACGUGUUUGUGCUUCCCUUCUUGUAGCUGCAGUUAAGCAUUGCUCAGCAUCAUUGGAAUGGCUGUAGGUGAAACCCUGGAAGAGCUUGGAGUCAGUCCUGCUGAUGUGGAUGCAGAGAUGAGGCAGCUGCUCCCCCAGGAACGGGAGGAAGGACCUUCUUUCCAUUGUCGCUUCUGGAUCAUUUUGCUGCCUGCCCUCCAGAAUUCUACAUACACAGAGAGCUUUUCUUCAGGGAUAAAUUAUCCCUAGACAGAAUCACGUGUGAGUGUAAGAGCAGACAUGUUUUGGAGCAGUUUUCCUCAAUAUUUUCCCAGUGGAUAUCUGAAAUCCCUUUUUUCCUGCCUGAUGUCCAUAACUCUUUGCUGCUGUAGGAUGAUUUUUGUGAUUUGGGAGCUGUCAUUUGCAUUCAUGUGUAUAUCCCAUGACAAGAGCCAUCAGGAAUUAUUGGCAUUUGAGAGACGUGCAGGUGGGGCAAAGGGUUUAACUUUGAGCCUGGUGGAAAUCCACUCAUCUCUGAUUCACUGGGCACAGCGGUCCUGGCCUUGCUUCUGACACAUCAGGGUGGGAAGUGCCUGGACUGGGGACAGGAAAAGCUCAUUCCAGAGAGCUCUCCUCCCUCCUGGCACUUUGGCCAUCAGGUGAUUAAAGGGAAUUGCUGGUUCCCAGCAUUUCCCUCUGUAAGUCACCACGUGAAUUACUGCAUUAAUUUCCUGUGGCCUUGAUGUCCACCCUGUUCCUUAUGGAUUCAAUGGAUCUUCAGUAAUUGAGAUGCAAAAUAAUACCUUCCUGAGACAUAUCCUGAAAAUUGGCAAAAUUCUCCUUUCCAGGCAACUCCUUUGUUCAAAUUGUUAGGGAUUAAAUAAUACAGUGUCUGUAUCCAGAGUCUCACUUCCUGGGAUAAUUAAGCCUGUGGUCAUAAUCCUGGAUGAUCCUGGUGAAUUCACAUUCCUCCUUUGUAAGUAACUUGGAGAAUCCAAGGGAUUCCUCGUGUUAUCUGUUUCAUUUAUGAGAUCUGAAAAAUAAAUCCCAACCACACAGACCGCUCCGUGGAAAGCAGAUCAGUUCUGUAUUCUCUACAGGCACCACUGGAAAAGGUAUGACUUUUGGAAUCCUGUUGAUGAGGCCUAUGUAGCCCGUGGGGCCUGUUUGGCCUGUAGGGCCUGUGCAGCCUUUGAAGCCCGUGGGGCAUAUGGGGUCUGUGGGGCCUGUGUAACCUAUGGGGCCCGUGUGGUCCAUAGGGCCUGUGAGGCCUUUGAAGUCUGUGGGGCAUAUGUAGUCUAGGGGGCCUACAUGGCCCUAUGGGGCAUGUGAGGCCUUUGGGGCCUCUGGGGUCUGUGGGGCCUUUGUGGCCUCUGGGGCUUUAGGAUUCUGUUUUGUUGUUUAACAUUUGAGAGGUGAGUGAAAAGAAAAUAAAUGUUUCAACAGCCUAUUUAAUGGUGUGUCCCUCUGUGCUGAGCUCCCAGCCCUGCCUUGCCUGGAAUAAGUGGGAAUAGUUCAGGGACUGGUGCUGGAUUUAAAAAAAAAAAAAAAAAAGUAAUUCCAGGGACAGCAGCAGUGUGGGAGUGGGUGGAGGGGAAAUUCCUUUUGGUUCAGUCAAGCCGUGUACAUUUUUGAGACUGUACUUUUGUCUGAGAAGUAUUAAUGCUCCUGCUGCAGUUUCCAGGGAGCUACAGGCUGGGAUAAAUGGGAUUUGGAUGAGGGAUAGCACAGGCUGUGAGAAAAGAGACUGCAGAGAGAAGGCACAUUCUGUUCAGCUCAUGAAAAACAGGGGAACAGAGUGAAUUGCCCCCUAACUCCCAGCUUUUCAUUGUGUUUUUUCUGCAGCCUUUGGAUUAUUUAGAAAUCACAGUUGCUUUUCUUCCAGUUAUUGGAUUGAAGAUCAGUAGAAACUUUCCCAGUGGAAGAUCCCAAGGCUUGGCAGGAGCAUGAGAUGCAGUUUGGGAGGCUGGUUUGUCACAGGCUUUACUUUAAUUUAAUAAAUUAAAUAAAUAAAUGAAAAAAUGAGGCCUAGGACGGGUUUUGCCACAUUAUACACACCAGAAAAAGCCAUCAGUGACUGAGUGGAGCACUGGGAUUGCUGGAAAAAGAUUAUUUCCUCUAUUGCUAGCGCACGCGGUCUUGCUUUGAAUAAACCAACUCUUGAACAUGGAAUGAAAACUCAGACCUGGGGUUUUCCAGAUGGAAUUCUCCCCUCAGGCUGUGAUGGCAUUUGCAAAAGUAAUACCUUUAUAGAUAAAGUUGUUAUUUUUCCCUUUUUUGGCCACAGAAAGGCCUGGAAAACCUGAGGAAGCCCAUUCUAACCGGAACCGUGCAUUGAAAAAUUCCCCCCAGGAGGGUGGAUUAGAUGUUAGGAAAAAGUUAAUUUAAGUUGAGGCUCUGGCCCUGGUUUUCCAGAGAGGUUGUGGAUUCCCCAUCCCUGGAAGUGUUCAAGGCCAGGUUGGGCGACACUUGGAGCAAUGUGGUCUAGUGGGAGAGAGUUGGAUGAGCUUUAUGGUUGUUCCCAACCCAAAUUACUCUGGUUCUGUAACUUUGGCACUGACAUUUAUCCUCCCUUCCACUAUUCCCUUUUCUCUUGGGAGCAGAAAGGCCUGGGAAAAGAGCCUGGCAACCAGUGAUUCGCUGGUUUGAACUGGUGCUCCAUGCUCUUGGAAAUCUAGGCAUGAAUCUUCAGCUGAGGUAAAAAAAUUGAGUUUAUGGGUUGUCCCUUCCAAGAAAUCCUGGCCCUGGUGCAUCUACUACCCGUCUCACAGCCUGGAAGUGCCCUUUGUGUUGCCCAAUCCUGCAUCCCUUGGUUGUGUCAUCCGUAGUGACCCAUCUGAUGGCACCGUGUCUGUAAGGCAUCCCAAAACAGCGGGAUAGGGAUAGGUAUUUGAUCCAAGCUUUGCUGUGGGAUGCUUGGUCAGUUGUGGCUGAGCAUUCCCAGUCUGGCAGGGUGACCUUUUUUAACCACGUGCUGCUAUUCCCAGAUGGAAAAUGUGUGUGUAUGUGUGUGUGUGUGCGCGUGUGUGUGAGUUCUCCAGAGACCGCGCGCCAUGUCCCGUGUCAGCCACAUCCUGUUCCUGUCUUGUUCCGUGUCCAUUUCCCUCGCCUACAAAUAAAGCAUUUGUGAAAA
Molecule: messenger RNA, 4997 nt
Organism: Corapipo altera (White-ruffed manakin)
Lineage: Eukaryota; Metazoa; Chordata; Aves; Passeriformes; Pipridae
Gene: PPME1
Product: protein phosphatase methylesterase 1
Exons: 13
Coding region: 83-1099 (338 amino acids)
Biological process (GO): protein demethylation
Molecular function (GO): protein methylesterase activity
Source: RefSeq, a predicted model, not a curated record